CACACAUAGCAAAGUGAUGGUAAGAAUCAGAGAACAUAGCAUUGGGUUCAUGUCUUGUUUUCUUUCCCAGGUACACUAGCAGAGAGCUCCUAAAAGUGGAGUCAAAUAUCUCAGACUUGGGGAGUAACACCACAGAAGUGAAUGGAAGUGACCACCAUGGAAUUUCAUUUUGUGACAUCAUAUCCUGUACCAUGAUAUUGCUUUCCCUCAUCUUUGCCCUAGCUGGACUGGUUGGAAAUGGCAUAGUGCUGUGGCUCCUUGGCUUCCACAUGCCCAAAAAUCCCUUCUCUGUGUGUAUUCUCAACCUGGCUGGUGCUGACUUUCUCUUCAUGUGUUUUCAAAUUGUAUAUUGCCUUCACGUUGUCUUGGAUAUCUUCUAUCCCAGCCUCAUCAGUUUUCCUUUGUUUUCUUUUGUUCUGGUAAAUUUUGCUUAUCUUUGUGGGCUGAGCAUUCUCUGUGCCAUUAGCAUUGAACGCUGCCUGUCUGUCAUGUGGCCCAUCUGGUAUAGAUGCCAACGCCCAAAGCACACAUCUGCUGUCAUAUGUACCUUGCUUUGGGUCUUGUCUCUGCUGUUGAGCAUCUUGGAAGGAAAGGAAUGUGGCUAUCUAUUUGAUAGUCUUGGUCCUAGUUGGUGUCAGACAUUUGAUUUCAUCACAACUGCAUGGUUAAUUACUUUAUUUGUGGUUCUCUUGGGGUCCAGUCUGGCCUUAGUGGUUACUAUCUUCUUGGGAUCACACAGAAUUCCUGUGACCAGGUUAUAUAUGAUCAUUGUGUCCACAGUGCUGGCCUUCCUACUCUUCAGUCUGCCCUAUGGGAUCUACUGGUUCCUCUUAGCAUGGAUCGAAAUUUUUCAUAGUGUUGUGCCUUGUGAUUUUUAUCCAGUGACAAUAUUUCUGUCCUGUGUUAACAGCUGUGCCAACCCCAUCAUUUACUUCUUUGUUGGGUCCAUUAGGCACCGCAGGUUCCAGCACAGAACUCUCAAGCUGCUUCUGCAGAAAGCCAUGCAGGACACUCCUGAGGAGGAAGAACAUGGAUACAUGGGUCCCUCAGCAAGAUUUAGAGAAAUUUAAACAGUCUGGCAAGGACUGAGAGCUGCUCUGAUCAGACAGGAAUAUCUUUAAGAAACACCUUUGAUCUAAUUAGUUUGUGGCAUUUUCAUAACCUUUUUUAGGUGAUGACCCAGUGUUAAUUCAGCUGGGAAAACAUUCAAUCUUGCAGAGGUUGAUUGAUACUGGACUUGUUACAGAGGUACUGACUGUAGCAUUUCUGGGGCCGCCUUACCAAUAGCUUUACUAUCUGCUUUUGAUGGGUCUCCUUGUAAUCUCUUAAAUCCAGUAGAGAUGUUGACCACUAUUGCCAAAUCUUACCUUGACCAGAAGAAGGCUCAAGGAAGCCCAGAAAAGAGCUGAAUUUCUUUUGUCAUUUCAUAGUGGUUAAACCCAUUGCAA
Acomys russatus (golden spiny mouse) is the source of this 1448-nucleotide messenger RNA. Its product is annotated as mas-related G-protein coupled receptor member X2-like. Gene Ontology annotation, molecular function: G protein-coupled receptor activity. Lineage: Eukaryota; Metazoa; Chordata; Mammalia; Rodentia; Muridae. Gene Ontology annotation, biological process: G protein-coupled receptor signaling pathway. The record is from RefSeq and is a predicted model, not a curated record. Bases 192 to 1070 code for a protein of 292 amino acids. The transcript has a single exon. Gene Ontology annotation, cellular component: membrane.